GCCUUUGAGCCUCAGUGCCCAGCACACGCACAGAGCCCAAAAUCAGUUGCAUAAACUUUACUAUUAUCCCACAUCGAAUUUCGACAAGUUCUUGUAGCAAUAUAAUAACACGAUGCAGCUAUCAGCUAUUGUCCCUUCGGGGACAUCCGAUAAAAUUGGAACGAUACAGAGAAGAUUAGCAUGGCCCCUGCGCAAGGAUGACACGCAUAAAUCGAGAAAUGGUCCAAAUUUUUUUUUAAUUCAUUUUUUUUGCGAUUUUGGUAUAUGGCUUCCCUAAGCUCGAAAUCUGCACAAAAAUCUCGAAUUACUGGAAGGAAGAAAGGAUCACAGCAGUGGCAGCAAUUCAGCAUUUUCCCCUAAAUUUCAAAACCAAAACGAUUAAUUGGGUACUUAGCUGCUCGAAAUGAACAAAGGAGGAGGGGGGAUGGGAAGUGGAGCUGGCGGCGCUGCUGGGCCGACUACUGCUGCCGCAGCUGCAGCGGCGCAGAAGCAGAAAACCCUUCUGCAAAGGGUGGAUACGGACGUUGGAGGUCUCGUCGAUAAUUUUGGAUUCCUGGUUAAUGUAGCUCGGGUUAAUGAUCCGCCAGUUCGAAACUCCCAAGAAUCUUUCAUGAUGGAAAUGCGUGCUGCCAGAAUGGUUCAAGCCGCAGACUCACUGCUCAAGCUGGUGUCGGAGCUGAAACAGACGGCAGUUUUCUCUGGGUUCGCGUCUCUUAAUGAUCACGUAGACCAAAGAACGGAGGAGUUCAAUAAACUGACGGAGGAUACAAAUGGCAUAUUGAGUAGAAUCGGAGAAGAGACAGCUGCUAGCCUGAAGGAGCUCGAGCAGCAUUACUAUUCUUCGACGCUUAGAACCAGCAUCUCUCCUCAACCUUAAAACAAGAUAGCUCUGCUUUGCUUUGUUCAGACAAACAUGGUACUGCGCUGCGUUCUGACAUCAGAAAUGCCACCAUGAUCGAAAUUUGGUCUGUGUUCGAAUACUAUGAUUUUUUGCCUUUUCACAGCAUUUGGUAAUUUGGUAUUUAGUUCAAUAGUUAGACCUAUAAGCAGUUAAGUAUGGUACCAAAAGUUUGGUGCAAGUAAAGUGCAAGGAUUUAUAAGUGCAAAGGUUUAAAUUAUUAUGUAUCGAUUCAAAUAUUCAUAUACGAUUGUUUGUUUGAAUUCUCAUUCAAAAA
This is a messenger RNA of Salvia miltiorrhiza (redroot sage), 1175 nucleotides long. RefSeq names its product mediator of RNA polymerase II transcription subunit 22a-like. Gene Ontology annotation, biological process: regulation of transcription by RNA polymerase II. Gene Ontology annotation, molecular function: transcription coregulator activity. Bases 404 to 877 code for a protein of 157 amino acids. The record is from RefSeq and is a predicted model, not a curated record. Gene Ontology annotation, cellular component: mediator complex. The transcript has 4 exons. Lineage: Eukaryota; Viridiplantae; Streptophyta; Magnoliopsida; Lamiales; Lamiaceae.